This is a messenger RNA of Physella acuta, 1967 nucleotides long. RefSeq lists its product as uncharacterized. The record is from RefSeq and is a predicted model, not a curated record. NCBI's taxonomy places the organism in Eukaryota, Metazoa, Mollusca, Gastropoda, Physidae. Gene Ontology annotation, molecular function: protein binding. Gene Ontology annotation, cellular component: plasma membrane.
UCUAAACCUGUCUGCGCUGUGUUUGUAUGCGUGUAACAGUUAACAAACUUUCAUCACAAGGCAGUUAUCAGAGAUAUGUGACAUUAAAAAAAUAAUAGUGUUGUGGCGGCCUUCGUGAAUAACUGGCUUACAUGUGUUUACAUAUAUAUUAGACUAACCAAAAAUUUAGUCUUCAACAUCUGCCAAAACCCCUAGAAGACUCUUUGGGAUUCUAGACAUGAGAGGUCCACUUUGGUUGCAGAUGUUGACAUGCUUGUCUUCAACUGUUUUAUGUAACAGCAGACGAACAGAGUCCCUGACCAACUGCCAUGCUGUCAAACAGCACGAGUACAGCCUACAGGAAGGCGAGAUGCUGCUGUUGAACACAGAAAACUGGACGGCGACACACCUCGGCGCGCGCGCCUGCACCCUCCACGUCACUUCCGCCGCGCGCACGAUUCUCGCUCUCGCCAUCUUGAAUUGGCCACACGGCAACAGCUCGUGCGAAGGGGAUUACCUGCACGUGGGCAAUGACGUCAACCUGAUCGAUGUAGAGUCGAUGACGUCACAAAAGUUCUGCCGUGGGCUGGAGGUCAGGCAGGAGAUCUUCUCCCUUAGGAACUACCUGUGGAUUGUCUUCAGGACGUCCAGCGAGCCCAAAGAUCUGCACAUUGAAAUUCAGGCAAGGCGCCAAGUCUCAUGUAAAAGGACACAAUUCCAAUGUUCCCCCGUCCAGUGUGUGAACAGAACUCGUGUUUGUGAUUCUGUCAAACACUGCAGGAAUGGCAACGAUGAGUUUUGUUAUAGAACAGGUCAAAUCCCCCGACCCGACCAGCCGCCGUGUUUUCGCUGUGGGGACAGCACCUGUGUUCUACCUGCCCCACCCCGUCAUGACGUCACGAGCCACCUGUGGUUCCUGUGUGACGGGUACCCCCACUGUCCCGACGGCUGGGACGAGAAACAGGAGAGCUGCAUGCCGGUCCAGAAUUUGAACGAUGUCACGGUGACCUGCGUGCCCUCUGACCUCCAGUUCGGGUACAACGGAAGUGUGGUCAUGUGGGCAGACGUCGCGUGCAACGGUGUUGCGGACUGCUACGCUGGUGAGGACGAGGCUGCUUGUCAAAAAGGUCCUAAAGCCUUCCACGGUCUAGACCUGGACAAGGACAAGUUCGUCACGGUGCUAGUGGUGGCAGUGGUGGUCAUCCUGUGUCCACUCGUGUUCAUCGUCUACAGAUUAAGUAUUCAUAAAAGGGAUGAUGCCCAGCACAGACCUUCUACCACCUCGACCACCUGCACACAGAGUUCAGUGCUGGAGACAGACUACACCGACACGACCCAGCAAGCUGAGUAUGAGAGCUACGAGCUGAAAGGUGGAGGACCAUCUAGAGUAUCAGAGGCUUCAACAGACUGCGACCAGACCGUGGUGUAAGCAGUUUACUGGGGCUCUAAUGAUAGGACUUGUGAAUGCCUGAAGAGUUGCCUAUACAACUUUUGAAUGCUUGACAGUCGCUUAUACAACUUAAAAAUACCAGAGAGUUUGUCUAUACAACGAUUGAAUACUAGAGUUGCCUAUACAGCUUUUGAAUACUUGACAGUUGCCUAUACAAUUUGUGAAUACAUAGUUGCCUAUACAACGUUUGAAUACUUGAACAUGGCCUAUACAACUUUUGAAUACUUGAACAUUACCUAUACAACUUUUGAAUACUUGAACUUCGCCUAUACAACUUUUCAAUACACGACAGCUGGUCUAUACAACUUCUUAAUACCUGGAGAUUGCCUUUACAACUUUUUGAUACUGGAUGGUGCCUAUACAACUUUUGAAUAUUUGAGUAACUGAUAUAACUAUUGAAUACGUGACUGUUGCGUAUACAACUUUUGAAUACCUUAAUACCACUACAACUUUAUAAUACAUGAGUUGCCUAUACAACUUAUGUAUACUUAAGUUACUUUACAACUUGGGAAUACCUGAAAACUGCUUGUACAAGUUU